AUAGACGUAGUCACCAACGAGCAACAAACAUACCAAAUUCCAAUAUACACUGUGUACACCAACUAUUUUAGUGUCAACAAACACCAAAUAUCCAAAAGGUGAACAUUUCAAAAAUCAAAGAAAUUGGACCAAAUAGAACAAAAACGAUUCAAUAAAGACUUGACUGUCAUCCAAACCAACAGAAACAGAACAAGUGAAAAUGUCGUCAUUAUAUCCAUCGUUGGAAGAUAUGCAAGUGCAUAAAAUGGUUCAGGCACAACAAAAUGUCUUUGUUAAUCAAAUGACUGCACAACAACAACAAAAACCAUUUCAUGGGCUGCAAUCGUCAUUGUAUGCACCGAAACCAAUUUCAAGCACCCAAAAUGUUCAACCAAUGGCUUCAGCACCCGAACUAUAUCCAGGUCUAACCGAUUUUAUGGGAUUGGAAUUGAGUUCGGAUGAGAUUGCAUUGAAUAUGCCAGAAUACAUGCAAAAUGCUGUGCUCCCAAUCGGUUCAAUGGCACAGUCUGGUACAAUGAUUGCACCAUUGUCACACCAAACGGUUGGUUUGCAACGCGCCCAAGUUACACAUGGCAUUCGUGAGGUUAUUGUGUGCAAAGGAACGGACAAGAAAAUUGGUUUACGUGUCAAAGACAUUAACAAUGGCAUUUUCAUAACGCUCGUGUGCAAGGAUAGUCCAGCGGCUCUCGUUAAACUACGUUUUGGCGAUCAAAUUUUACAAAUUAACGGCGAAAAUGUGGCCGGCUUCAGUAUGGACAAAGUCCAUAAGAUCUUCAAGAAGUGCCCGAAAAAUGACAUUACAAUGGUAAUUCGUGAUCGUCCAUUUGAACGUACUGUUACAAUGCAUAAAGAUUCGACUGGACACAUUGGCUUCCAAUUUAAUAACGGCAAAAUUGUAUCGAUUGUAAAAAAUUCGUCAGCAGCACGAAAUGGUUUGUUGAUUGAACAUCAGCUGCUUGAAGUGAAUGGACAAAAUGUUGUCGGCAUGAAAGACAAACACAUCACCGAAAUUAUUCUUGACAACAAAGAACAAGUCAUCACCGUCACCAUCAUUCCAUCGUUCAUAUACGAUCAUAUGAUGAAGAAGAUUCCAAUGUCAUUCAUUCGUGGCUCCAUGGAUCAUUCAAUUCCAGACGUUUAAAUAACAUGAAAGUGCAUUUUUUUACAAUUUUUCCUAAUGACUGCAAA
Messenger RNA from Contarinia nasturtii (swede midge), 1188 nucleotides. RefSeq names its product syntenin-1-like. The coding region runs from base 200 to 1141 and encodes 313 amino acids. Lineage: Eukaryota; Metazoa; Arthropoda; Insecta; Diptera; Cecidomyiidae. Gene Ontology annotation, cellular component: plasma membrane; cytoplasm. The record is from RefSeq and is a predicted model, not a curated record. Gene Ontology annotation, molecular function: protein binding. The transcript is spliced from 5 exons.